This is a messenger RNA of Ceratina calcarata, 6977 nucleotides long. RefSeq names its product mutagen-sensitive 101 (gene mus101). NCBI's taxonomy places the organism in Eukaryota, Metazoa, Arthropoda, Insecta, Hymenoptera, Apidae. Gene Ontology annotation, biological process: mitotic G2 DNA damage checkpoint signaling; mitotic DNA replication checkpoint signaling; DNA replication initiation. The record is from RefSeq and is a predicted model, not a curated record. Bases 3036 to 6851 code for a protein of 1271 amino acids. The transcript is spliced from 24 exons.
CGAGCAAAAUAAAAUGUAGCACGAUGUAAAACUGGUUCGAAACGCGACGGUCCUUUGCUCGGAGCAGAUGUUACCAUUCUACCGAGUACAAUUUGAUCUUGUAUAAACAAUUGACGUAUAUGAAAUGGCAAUAAAUUGUUGUACGGUUUAAAAAAGAAAUUAUACGCUGCGUAAGUAGUGCCGAAAUUUUCCACAGUGGGAUUGUAAAAUGUAACAACAUGACUUAACGUGAAGUGUAACGUGAAUUCUACAGAGCGUGUUACAUUAUAAAAAAUACUAAUCGUCUGAUCGCUAUUGCUGGGUCGAAUAAUGAGCGCAACACUCCAGGAGUUUUAUACACUUCGAGCUCGGGAGAAUGAACGAAGGAGGAAGUGGAUUACUGUUGUCGAAUAACUAGAAACGAUAAAACUUGGGAGCUAAAUAAAAAUUCAAGAAUAUGGACGCUUUGAAGAAAGAGGAAAAUCGUUAGAUUAGACAGCUUCUUAUAAUCCUAUACCGAGAACCAAAGCUCUCUAAUAAUUUUUUGUCUUUCGUCACACGUUUAAAUAUGUCUAAAUUAUCGUUUCCUCUAAAUAAGUCUUGAAAUGUGGCUUACGACAAGUCGCAGCCUCUAAAAUCCCACUGUUUAAAAAAGAGAUCCACGAGACUAUGUGCAAACAUACUUACGUAGCAUGUACAGCAAUUUUUAUCGUUAGACUGCGGAUUUUUAUGCAAAGUGAAAAAUUUAUUGUAACAAUUUAAAGGACGUGUUUCCGACAAACGUCUUAAACAAGCAUUUCAACAACUUUCGAUAUUCUGAACUGUCUUAUAUAUUACACACGGCGUUUAUCAUUUCUGCACAUCGAACUUUCGUUUAGUUGCAUAAAAUCCGCAGUCUAUUUAUCAUGCACUUCUAAUGACGAUUGUUGACUGUUAAUUGUUUUCUUUGGAUCCAGUACGACGGACCAGCUGUUUCUCGAUACAUGAUAAGAUGAAAUCGUGGGAUGUUGCGUGGAUAAGAAAAUUUUAUGGAACGUUCGUGAAAAUCGGUGUGCGUUCGUUUUCGUUGCCGCGUUAGUUGAUUGUUCUACAAGCUCGGAUUGUGCGCGGCUAUUCAUUAGACUGCGGAUUUUCAUGCGUUCGUCAUGUCGCUUUAAAAGCCCAUUUCAGAUGGUCCAUUCAGAUAAAAGUCCAUUCAGACAUCUCUUUCAUUCUUCGAAAAUAACAUGCAUGGUCAGACUUAUCUACGAAUACAUCGAAUCCGCAGUCUAUUUAUUAAUAACGAAUACUGUUACGUACUCGCUUCGUAAUUUAUUCUGAUCUGCGAGAGCAGAUGAGGGACGAAGAUGGAACUGUUGACGGGGAGAAAGAAAAGUUUAUUGCCACGUUCUUCCACGAACCGAUGCUCGGACCCGAGUUUAAUUGAAACCUGCACAACUAUUUAAACGAACACGAAGGCGUUUUUUACAUGUAAUUAACGUGUGUUAAAAUAAUGUACGAGGGCACCUACCUCGAUUCUGCAACUGUUCUCUUGUUGCCUCUUCGUUCUUCUCUUCAUACACGUUUAGGUUUCACUGUCAUCGUCACAACACGCGAUUCGCGAUAAGAGAAUCGGAAAAACGUGAAUACGAGAAGAGUACAAGAGUAAACGAUUUUUCGGUGAACUCGGUUCGAGCGAGCUAAUAGCACGCGCGGAACUGAACUAGCAGCGUAUCGCAUUCCAAUUCGAGCAAUCGUUGCGGUACGAAUUAAUUAACCGAUAGAGCUGGUAUUGGAACGGAAAAUCGGAAACGAUCCUUACGACGUGACUAUAGUUUAAAAAACGGUGGUCGCAGUGGUUUAAGAUUUGCGGAAUUUCGAUGGCAGCGUCGCCCGUUGAGGGAUAGUGGAACUCAGGUUUCACUCGAGGAAUUUUUUUCUCAUUAUUCUUCGAAUGACCUGGCAUGUCGCGCAAGCCGCGAGCUCGGAGCUUUGGCUAAUAGAGAGAGAGAGAAAACAUCGGUUUUCCUCUGUUUCUCUUGAAGCGGCGCAAGAGCGCACAAAACGAAAAACGAAAAAUUGGAAAUGAAAUGUUGUCAAGACAAUCUUAAUAGAUUAGACUUAAGUAAUUAGAUCGCAACCGUAGUUCCCUGCUUUGUUCCAGUUCUAAAGAACAGCGAGCCUGUCCCUUCGCACAUUCAAAUUACUAAUGAUACAAUAUAUUUUAACGCAAUGCGAGUAUUAUGUGUCAAAAGCCGGUAAAAAAAGUCACCGGCCAUAACACCAAACAAUUUCAAAAGAGCGUAAAGAAAACUCGUAAAAAUACAAGCAAUGUACGCCAGAAAUAUCCAACAAGUAGAUACGUAUUUGUUAAUCGGAAUUCAUAACGAAAGCAUAAAAAUAAUAGUGUAGGAACAAUUACAAUACUUACGUGAAGUAGUAAAUUCGUCGUAAGAGAGUAAACGUUUACACUUUACACUGGUAACAAUUACGUGCGUAUAAAAAGGUUUCGAGAUUAAAGUCGAACGCCGGUACAACAGUAAUUACAAUACUUAAGUAAUAAAUGCGUCGUAAGCAAGCUUCUACAACCGUAACCGUUACGUACGUUCGAAAGAGAGGAAAUGAAAAUGCCGGACGACUGAGCCAGCUGAUUGGAGAAUAUGGGGUCACCUUACGCGGCGCCACGGCUACCGCGCGAAAAUUCAAAAUCACUCGACUUUCACUGUCAGUGACACGAGUUUCAUUGUUCCUCAAAGCACGGCGUUAUGGUCGAAAUUCCUCAAAUCUUACGACACUGGGUGGUCGUCGAUUGAAAAAGGACGGUUCCUUAGUCUCAAUUACUAGUUGAAAAUGUCUCCCUCGACGGAGACGCGCUAAAACUGCUUGGUCUUGUUUAUUAGUGACAAUCGGGAGUUUCAGUCUGUAAUCACUGCCAUAUCACGAUACAGAGUCAAUAAGCAACAGCGAUUCCAGUGCUCUCUGGUGUAACCUGCAUGAAGAUUUAUACAGAUUUUUAUACGUUGAACUGAAUUGGAAUGGUUUUUGAAUAUUACAAAUUUGUAUAAUAUAACUUUAAAAUGACGACUCAAGACAGCCAGCUUGAUGCUGAUGUGAAAAUUUAUUUCGUAAUAUUGAGCAAACUUGAAUCUGAAAAUGACUGCGGCGAAGAUACCUGGAAUGCUUUUAACAAAUGCUCCGAGUAUAAUCUGGACCCGGUGUGGAUCACUGAAAAGCAAUGUGGAAAGAUGCAGCCUACUAAAGGUGAUGUUUUUAUUUUAGAAGAAUUUGCAGGUGACACAUUUGACAGACUAAAAACAUUUAAAUGUUCCAUAAUUGGGCCGAGAUGUCUGUUGAUUUGCUUUGCUAAUGGAGAACCAAUUCCAGCUGGUACAAAUCCAGUAUACACAACAGCUAUGAGAAAUCUUUGUAUCUGUGCAUCAGGUCUAUCUCCAGAAGAAAAAGAAAAUGUACAAAAGCUAGUGGAAUAUAUGGGAGGACUUUUUACGAAACCUUUACGUAGCCACGUAACACAUCUUGUCACAGGGUCUGUGUUUUCUGCAAAAUAUGAGAGAGCUGCGAUGGAUAUGAAAAUACCAAUUGUCACCAAAAAAUGGGUCGAAGCAAUUUGGGAAGAAAAUUUAAAGCAUUUUACUAAGCCCGAUGACGAAAUAUUUGACAAAUAUAAAGCUCCAGUAUUUCUUAAUUUAAUUGUAACAGCAACCAAUCUCCAGAAGCGCCAAAAAGAAGAGUUGAAACGUUUAAUCGGCGAUAACGGAGGAACAUUGAUGGGUCCUUUGGAUCCUAGCAUAGUGAAAGUCGUACUCGUACCGGAGAACAGUCCAAUGAGUGAAAAGUUAAAAUUUGCGAAAAAGAUGAAUAUCCCUUGUCUGCUACCAGACUGGGUGUACGACAGUAUAAAGGUGGGAUACGCUUUGCCUUUUAAAGACUAUCUUAUUAAGACGUUGACGGCAUGUUCCACUCCAGAAAGGUCGAAUGUUCCAGUGGACGCGAGUAUUGAUUGUUCUUCGAUAAGUACCAUCACAUGUGAUGCACCACAGAGAAGUUGCAUUAGCGAGAGCCUAACCAAUCCUUUUUUGGAUUCAAUGUCACACACAUCUACUGUUUCAGAAAAUUCAAUUGUGGACAGGCUCACGUUUGGCGAAGCAAAAGCGGCCGGACCGUUUUUAGAUGGUUGCUGCAUUUAUCUCGCUGGAUUCUCUACUCAACAAAGAGAUAAAAUUAACAGGAUAUUAAACGUAGGAAGCGCGACUCGACUUGAUGACAUAUCUGAUGCCAUAACACACGUUAUUGUUGGGGAUAAAAGUAAAGCAGGCGCUGAAUUGAAAUUGUUGAAGUCAAAACGAUUAAGUCCAUAUAUACUGACAAUAGACUGGUUGGAGCAGAGUAUUAAAUUAAAACAACCUGCGCCGGAAGAAAAUUUUUUCUGUGAACAAAGAAACAACACGAUACAAAAUGUUACAGAGGCACCUUCUCCAUUGAGUAAAAAGAAUCUGCAAAUGUUACAAAAACCACGGAAAGUUCCGAUACCGUCGUUUGACAUAGAUCGAAAACUAGCGAUGCUAGAAAAAGAGAAAGAAAAGGAAUCAUCCGAUCUUCUUCAACAAUAUCUUCAAAAUACAACCGGUGAAACAAGAGAGAAAACGAUGGAAGAAACUUUCAAGACUCAUAUGUCUACCUCCGAAGGAAAUAAUGAUAAAACUUUGAUUACUAAUGAAGUGAAUGAAAGAACAGGGCCAAGAGAAUCUGUGAAGCGUGCAACGAGCCAAAGCAAAUAUGUGGCGGACGAUAGCGCGAUGCCUGCAAGUCAGGCUUCCACUUUGAAUUACAGAUUAUUCGAAGGACUGACGUUCGUUGUGACCGGCUUUAGCGACGAAGACAGUUACGUGGUCGAAACUAUAGCAGCAAUGGGCGGAAGAAUCGUUCCCAACAAUUAUGCCGGCAUUCCGGACUUCGGGGUUGUACCAAAAUGUGGGGCACCGUUGAAACAUACGGUGAAUGAAAUUGUUACCGACUUGUUCGUCGAGGAUUGCGUGGCUCAUGAGCAGGUAGUUGACAUAGAGUAUUAUCAUCGACCUCUGAAUAUGAAGAAACACUCCAAUCCGUUGUCAGGGUGCGUUAUCACGAUGAGCGUGUAUGCCGGCGUGGAGCGCACGUAUCUCGCAGCAUUGGCCACGGAAAUGGGUGCAAUGUGUCAAGAUAUCUUCGUACGUAAAACGAACCGUGAAAAAAAUACGUACGGCAGUACGCACUUAGUUUGUCCGACACCGGAGGGUAACAAAUAUCAAGCGGCGGUGAAAUGGAAAUUACCAGCUGUUAGAGCAGAGUGGCUCAGAUCUUGUGCGGCUGAAACGAAACGAGUCGACGAAACGCCGUUUCUCGUAGGAGAAACUCAAGUUCCUGAAAGGCCUAGUCAAGUUUGCGAUACGAGCCAAGUUUCUCCAGCUGAACCACUGACAAGGAAAAUUGUGACUCCAAAGCGACAUUUGCCGAGUUUACAGAGCCAAGAAAGCAGCUUCGGCAAUACAUCGAUCGUAAAUAAAAGACUGGCUUCAGUUAUGAAUACAUCUGCUCAAUCACCAUUUCACGUGUCGACGCCGGAAUCGCCGUACGGGCAAAUAUUUAAGCCUAAUCCUUCUCCAGAGACGAGAAAGAUGUGGGCAAAAUGGAUUAACGGUUUUCCGGAUUUAAGGGUAGAAGAACCUCCUCUGAAGAAAAGACCACUUAGCACGCCUCUAUCGGAACUUAAAAAACAGUUGUGGAAGAAAUUAAGAAGUUAUCAUGAAGAAGAUACGGUGUCUGGUGAAAACGAUGCGCCGGAAGAAGCGGAAAGAGAAGAUAAUUCCAGAAUGGGCGCUGGCACGUCCAUUAAUAGGAAACUAGAUUUCGCUGAUGAAAAUAGUCCGCAAAACACUGAAAUUAAUAUGCAACUUGCACAAUUGGAUGAAUUACUUCAAAAGACGUCCAACACCUCGGAUAGAUAUUCCCUUUCCGGAGAAAAUGCAAACUCGUACAAAGUACCAACUCCAGAUGCUAUAGAAAAGUGUAUGGUAAAAGAUUCGCAAUUAGUUGAUGCGAUUGUAUGGGAAGAUCCCAGUCACUCGAAACGGUUAAUGAUACGAGAUGAAGGGAAUGAAAACAAAGAAGACUGUGACUCUGAUGGUCAAAGAGAACAAUUUGAAUCGCCGAAAAGACCAAAAUUCAUGUUAUCCGGCAUAAAGGACAGAACAGCAUAUGAAGAUGUAAUAAAACGGCUCGGUGGCGACGUGUCAACGGAUGCUACUUUUGAUAUGAGCGCCUCGCACGUCCUUUGCAUCAGACCAUCGAGGAAUGAAAAAAUGCUUAGCAGUAUCGCAACUGGAAAAUGGAUUCUACAUUGCAUGUACAUGCGAGAUUGCGAUCAAGAAGGACGGUUUCUCGAUGAAGAAAAGUAUGAAUGGGGGAAUCCAAAAAGUAAAGGGAUUAUACCGGAUCCUACCGGCGAUAUUGAGGAGGCAAUUGCAGCAGCCGCGUUUAGGUGGAGAGUAAAAUUAUUGAAGGAACCGGACGCAUGUCCAUUUCAUAAUAUGGUCGCUUUGCUAUUAGCAGAGGGCGAUAAAUAUGAGAUGUUCAAAAGAUUGAUCGAAGUCGGAGGCGGUACAGUCGUUCAAGCUAGGCCACCGUACGAUAGUCCAACUGGAAAGAAAAUCACACAUUGCUUCGUAAACAUUAAACAAGUCUCGCAGCCGAUCAACUGGGCGAUGUUAGCCAGCAAAGGGAUUUUCUGUUUUUUACCUCAAUACUUGAGCGAUUAUCUCACUUCGCAAACGCCAUUAAAUCCACGUGAGUGCGUCAUACCAGAAUUUAAGAAAUAUUUAACGUUAUUACCAAAAUGAAUCAUGAUUGAAUAAGAAACUCAUUGUAUAAUUUUAUUAUUUGUACAUAGAAAUGAAUACACUGUCAUAUAUUUUCUCAGUUUAAAGUUCGGGUAUCUCGAAUAUAAAUAUGUUUUUGAAACAUGA